Messenger RNA from Polypterus senegalus (gray bichir), 2298 nucleotides. RefSeq names its product muscle M-line assembly protein unc-89-like. The transcript has 2 exons. NCBI's taxonomy places the organism in Eukaryota, Metazoa, Chordata, Cladistia, Polypteriformes, Polypteridae. The coding region runs from base 13 to 2289 and encodes 758 amino acids. The record is from RefSeq and is a predicted model, not a curated record.
GCCUCUCCAGUGAUGCCAACCAAGAUAUCAGGAAAGGAAGAAAAAUUAUUCUCUUCAGCAGUGCCAACCAUGACACCAGGCAAGGAAUUAAAACCAUUCUCUUCAGCAAUGCCAACCAAGACACCAGUAAAAGAAAUGAAACCAUUCCCUUCAGUGGCACCAACCGACAUGUCAACCAAGGAAGGGAAAUUAUUCUCUUCAGUAAUGCCAACCAAGACACCAGGCAAGGAACUAAAACCAUUCUCUUCAGUAAUGCCAACCAAGACACCAGUAAAAGAAAUUAAACCAUUCCUUUCAGUGACACCAACUGACAUGUCAACCAAGGAAGGGAAAUUAUUUUCUUCAGUAAUGCCAACCAAGACACCAGGCAACAAAGUAAAAUCAGCCUCUCCAGUAAUGCCAACCAAGAUAUCAGGAAAGGAAGAAAAAUUAUUCUCUUCAGCAGUGCCAACCAUGACACCAGGCAAGGAAGUAAAACCAUUCUCUUCAGCAAUGCCAACCAAGACACCAGUAAAAGAAAUGAAACCAUUCCCUUCAGUGGCACCAACCGACAUGUCAACCAAGGAAGGGAAAUUAUUCUCUUCAGUAAUGCCAACCAAGACACCAGGCAAGGAAGUAAAAUCAGUCUCUCCAGUAAUGCCAACCAAGACACCAGGCAACGAAGUAAAAUCAGCCUCUCCAGUAAUGCCAACCAAGAUAUCAGGAAAGGAAGAAAAAUUAUUCUCUUCACCAGCGCCAACCAUGACACCAGGCAAGGAACUAAAUCCAUUCUCUUCAGCAAUGCCAACCAAGACACCAGUAAAAGAAAUGAAACCAUUCCCUUCAGUGACACCAGCUGACAUGUCAACCAAGGAAGGGAAAUUAUUCUCUUCAGUAAUGCCAACCAAGACACCAGGCAAGGAAGUAAAAUCAGUCUCUCCAUUGAUGCCAACCAAGACACCAGGCAAGGAAGUAAGACCAUUCUCUUCAGCAAUGCCAACCAAGACACCAGUAAAAGAAAUGAAACCAUUCCCUUCAGUGGCACCAACCGACAUGUCAACCAAGGAAGGGAAAUUAUUCUCUUCAGUAAUGCCAACCAAGACACCAGGCAAGGAACUAAAACCAUUCUCUUCAGUAAUGCCAACCAAGACACCAGGCAAGGAAGUAAAAUCAGUCUCUUCAUUGAUGCCAACUAAGACACCAGGCAAGGAAGUAAGACCAUUCUCUUCAGCAAUGCCAACCAAGACACCAGUAAAAGAAAUGAAACCAUUCCUUUCAGUGACACCAACUGACAUGUCAACCAAGGAAGGGAAAUUAUUUUCUUCAGUAAUGCCAACCAAGACACCAGGCAACAAAGUAAAAUCAGCCUCUCCAGUAAUGCCAACCAAGAUAUCAGGAAAGGAAGAAAAAUUAUUCCCUUCUGCAGUGCCAACCAUGACACCAGGGAAGGAAUCGAAUCCAUUCCUUUCAGUGGCACCAACCAACAUGUCAACCAAGGAAGGGAAAUUAUUCUCUUCAGUAAUGCCAACCAAGACACCAGGCAAGGAAGUAAAAUCAGUCUCUCCAUUGAUGCCAACCAAGACACAAGGGAAGGAAUCAAAUCUAUUCCUUUCAGUGACACCAACCAAGAUAUCACGCAAGGAAGAAAAAUUAUUCUCUUCAGCAGUGCCAACCAUGACACCAGGCAAGGAAGUAAAACCAUUCCCUUCAGCAUUGCCAACCGACAUGUCAGCCAAGGAAGGGAAAUUAUUUUCUUCAGUAAUGCCAACCAAGACACCAGGCAGGGAAGUAAAAUCAGCCUCUCCAGUAAUGCCAAGCAAGAUAUCACGCAAGGAAGAAAACUUAUUCGCUUCAGCAGUGCCAACCAUGAAACCAGGCAAGGAAGUAAAACCAUUCUCUUCAGCAAUGCCAACCAAGACACCACUAAAAGAAUUUAAACCAUUCCCUUCAGUGACACCAACCGACAUGUCAACCAAGGAAGGGAAAUUAUUUUCUUCAGUAAUGCCAACAAAGACACCAGGCAGGGAAGUAAAAUCAGCUUCUCCAGUGAUGCCAAGCAAGAUAUCAGGCAAGGAAGAAAAAUUAUUCUCUUCAGCAGUGCCAACCAUGACACCAGGCAAGGAAGUAAAAUCAGUCUCUCCAGUGAUGCCAACCAAGAUAUCAGGCAAGGAAGAAAAAUCACUCACUUCAGUGAUGCCAACCAAAACCACAGCCAAAGACGUUAAUCUGCUUCCUUCAGACAAGCGAACCAAAGUUCCAGAAAAGGAAGCAAAACCAUUUCCCCCAGAGAGGCCUAAAAGUAGAGACUGAAUUUUAGCU